Messenger RNA from Sphenostylis stenocarpa, 1425 nucleotides. The record is from the annotation of a GenBank genome assembly. Lineage: Eukaryota; Viridiplantae; Streptophyta; Magnoliopsida; Fabales; Fabaceae.
AUGUCGUUGGCAUCAUCAUUCUCGAUACUCCGGCACCGAGCGGCGGCUUCCGCCGCUCCACUGCUCCUGCGCCGUUUCCGGUCCCUCCCAAUUGCCGCCCGGCAGCAGCCAAACCCUAACAGACAAGCCGCCCCAAGUCGCAACCUUCUGAAGGCGAAAAAAUCGUUGAAGGAGUUUUCCUCUCUCGCCCCUGUCCUCUCCCUGGAAGACAGCCCUCCUCUCACGGAAUCUCAGGCCAUCGGCGUCGUGGCGGCGUCGCAGGCUAACUUCAUGCGCGUCAUCGUUCCCAAAAACGACGAACCUCCUUCUUCUGGAACCUUCCGCGGGGUGGAGCUUCUCUGCGUGGUGAGGGCGCUCUUAAAGAAGAUUAAGCGUAGGGUCAUGGUCGGGGACAAGGUUCUCGUCGGUUCCGUCGAUUGGGUGGAUCGCAGGGGAUGGAUUGAGAACGUGUUUCAGCGAUCCUCUGAGAUUCUCGACCCUCCCGUUGCCAACGUCGACCACCUUCUCGUGCUGUUCUCGCUCGAACAACCCAGGCCCGAACCGUUCACUCUCACGCGCUUUCUUGUCGAAGCUGAAUCCACUGGAAUCCCUCUCACGCUGGCACUCAACAAGACCGAGCUUGUGGAUAAAGAGAUCAUUAGUUCGUGGAAGGCCAGGCUGCGCAGCUGGGGGUAUGAGCCGGUUUUUUGCAGCGUUGAAUCUGGACAUGGACUUGAUCUUCUUGCAUUCAAGUUGAGGGAUCAAACAACAGUGAUUGUUGGGCCUAGUGGAGUGGGAAAGUCCAGUUUGAUAAAUGCCCUUAGAAGCAAUCCUUAUGAUGUGACGGAAGGUGGAAAUUGGUUUGAGCCUAUUUCGGGAAGCAAGUGGCUUGAGGAUCAACGAGUUGGGGAGGUUUCAAUGAGAAGUGGCAGAGGAAAGCAUACUACUCGCCAUGUCUCUUUGCUUCCAUUAUCUGGAGGGGGUUUUCUUGCUGAUACUCCUGGAUUUAACCAACCUAGUUUAUUGAAAGUGACAAAGCAGUCACUUGCGCAGACUUUUCCUGAAAUCAGGAAAAUGCUUUGUGCGAAUGAGUCUGAGAAAUGUUCAUUUAACAAUUGCUUGCAUAUGGGAGAACCUGGGUGCAUUGUGAAGGGAGACUGGGAAAGGUAUUCGUUCUAUUUUCAACUCCUGGAUGAAAUCAGAAUCAGGGAGGAGUUCCAACUUAGAACAUUUGGAACUAAAAGAGAAGGGGAUGUAAGGUUGAAAAUGGGAGAUAUGGGUGUUCAGCAAGCAGAACCACGGUUGGAACCUAAAAAGCAUAGGAGACAAUCUCGGAAGAGGAUUAACCAAUCAAUUUUAGAUGAUUUAGAUGAUGAAGACGACGACAAUUUGCUUGAUGAGGAAAAUGAUCCCAUUUUAAGGGCGCUACGGAAUAAAAACUCUUAG